UCAAUAAGCACAAAGAUUAAAAACCUCCUCGAAGCAGGCGAUAACCUCUAAAGUGCCUUCAGACUGUAAAAUUCUUGGAUUUUGUAAAGGACGGUGCUUUUUGGCCUUAUUUAACGAAUCAUGAAGAGGAGAUGGCUGAAGGGGAAAGGAAAAGAAAGUUGUUAAACCAGGAUGGGAAGAGGAGUAGAUCCUGUGGAAAGUGGUAAAGUUUAACAUCAGUUGACUCCUAUACCACAGGAUCCAGGUGACUGAUCCACAUAUUAAAAGAAUAUGGCUGCACAAAUAUCAGAAACUGAUCAGAUUAAACAGUUUAAAGAAUUUCUUGGAACUUACAAUAAACUCACAGAAACUUGUUUUCUGGAUUGUGUUAAAGACUUCACAACAAGAGAGGUCAAACCAGAAGAGUCUACCUGCUCAGAACACUGCCUACAAAAAUAUUUAAAAAUGACACAAAGAAUAUCCUUGAGAUUUCAAGAGUAUCAUAUUCAACAGAAUGAAGCUCUGGCUGCCAAAGCAGGACUCCUUGGCCAACCACGAUAGAAAAGUGUUUAUGGAUGGACCUUUCCAUAAAGCAGUGCCAAAAGUUGUUGCAUUGGAAGUGGCAGUUCUUUUGAUCUUAAACUGUUGUGGAUAUUUUCACCAUGUCAAUGAUUGUGAGCAUUUGGCAAGUGGAAACCAUUGGAGAAACAAAUGUGCUUCUUACCAGGAAUAAGCAAAGUACAAGAUCUUGUCUUAUUGUGCAAUGAAAAUAUUAAGAUGCAGUGGGGCCUUAAAAUUCAACAGCUUGGCCACUUGAUUAGCAAAAUAAACCAUUGUUUCUUCAA
Messenger RNA from Vombatus ursinus (common wombat), 824 nucleotides. It is a transcript of the gene TIMM9, whose product is annotated as translocase of inner mitochondrial membrane 9. Lineage: Eukaryota; Metazoa; Chordata; Mammalia; Diprotodontia; Vombatidae. The transcript is spliced from 4 exons. The coding region runs from base 271 to 540 and encodes 89 amino acids. The record is from RefSeq and is a predicted model, not a curated record.